AGACGGUCUGGAGCACUGACACCGGGGAGGCCGUGUAUCGCUCCCGGGACCCCGUGCGCAACUUGCGCCUCCGGUAGGUCCACCUGCAAAGAAUCACAUCCAGCAACUUCCUCCGUUACCAGCCUGCUGCCCAGCCUGGGAAGGACCUCAUAGACUUGGCCACUUUUAGGCCUCACCCAACUGCCAAGCAAGAAGUGGUGCCGAUUUGACUCAAACGUUUGACUCACUCUGUGGUCUUUGGAGGUGGACACCGCUCAGAGGAAGAGGAAGAGGAAGAGGUCGUGAUUGGGUGGCAGGAGAAGCUCUUUAGCCAGUUUGAAGUAGAUCUGUACCGAAAUGAAGCAGCCUGUCAGAGCCCUUUGGAUCAUCAGUACCGUCAAGAGAUCCUGAAGCUGGAGGAUUCGGGCGGCAGGAAGAACCGACGAAUUUUUACCUACACGGACUCUGACAGAUACACCAAUGUGGAGGAGCACUGUCAGAAAAUGACCACCGCAGCCCGGGAGGUGCCAUCAUUCUUGGUCGAACGAAUGGCCAAUGUCAGGCGGCGACGGCAGGACAGGCGAGGGAUGGAAGGUGGCAUCCUCAAGUCACGAAUUGUCACCUGGGAACCCUCAGAAGAGUUUGUCAGGAACAACCAUGUCAUCAACACCCCUCUUCAGACAAUGUACAUCAUGGCAGACCUGGGGCCCUCUGGGAAGCUUGGCUAUAAGAAGUCUGAACAUGUCCUCUGUACUCUGAAAGUGGACAGCAAUGGUGUGAUCACAGUAAAACCUGACUUCACCGGCCUCAAAGGACCCUACAGAAUGGAGACUGAGGGGGAGAAGCAGGAGCUGUGGAAGUAUACGGUGGACAACGUGUCCUCCCUCGCGCAGCCAGAGGAGGAGGAGCGGGAACAGCGCGUGUUCAAGGAUCUUUAUGGCCGGCACAAGGAGUAUCUCAGCAGCCUCGUGGGCACAGACUUUGAGAUGACUUCCCCAGGUGCCCUCCGGCUCUUUGUAAAUGGAGAGGUAGUUUCAGCGCAAGGCUAUGAGUAUGACAAUCUCUAUGUCCACUUCUUUGUGGAAUUGCCAACCACAAAUUGGUCAAGCCCAGCAUUCCAGCAGCUCUCAGGAAUAACACAGACCUGUGCCACCAAAUCCCUGGGAAUGGAUAAGGUGGCUUACUUCUCCUACCCAUUCACAUUUGAGGCCUCCUUCCUCCACGAAGACGAAUCUGCUGAUGCUCUCCCGGAGUGGCCUGUGCUCUACUGUGAGGUCCUCUCGCUGGACUUCUGGCGGAGGUAUCGUGUGGAGGGUUACGGCGUUGUGGCGCUGCCCGCCACCCCAGGCUCACACACCCUGACAGUCCCCACGUGGAGGCCCAUGGAGCUUGGCACGGGGGCGGAGCUGAGGAGGUUUUUCAUUGGCGGCUCUCUGGAACUGGAGGACCUCUCCUAUGUGUGGAUACCAGGAACCUUCAAGGGGGAGCGUCUAAGCCGCUUUGGGUUCCGCACUGAGACCACAGGCUGCGUCACCUUCCGCUUGCACUGUCUGCAGCAGUCCAGGGCCUUCAUGGAGUCAAGUUCCCUCCGGAAAAGGAUGCAGAGCGUGCUGGACCGUCUGGAAGGGUUCAGCCAGCAGAGUUCCGUUCACAGUGUGCUGGAGGCCUUCCGUCGAGCCCGGCGCCGCAUGCAGGAGGCCCGAGAAAGCCUUCCUCAGGACCUGGUGAGCCCCUCGGGGACCAUGGUUUCCUAGCUCACGGCGGCCCUGGCCCCCCACCCCCACAACCCCGUGCAAGAGGACAAGAUGGAUGAUAUGUGAGGCUGGUGCUGUCCGCCUCUUCAUCUUUCUCCCCAGUGACCCCACUGGCCUGCUGAGAACCAGAAGAGCUGAGAAAGUCCCGGGCCAGACCCUCUGCCUAGUCUUCGGCAGGGCCAACCCCCUGCUGGGUAGCAGUACCGCUGGAGACCCUACGGUCCCCCUCUGCAUGUUUCAGUU
Messenger RNA from Zalophus californianus (California sea lion), 1976 nucleotides. It is a transcript of the gene MKS1, whose product is annotated as MKS transition zone complex subunit 1. Gene Ontology annotation, cellular component: MKS complex. Bases 483 to 1733 code for a protein of 416 amino acids. The transcript is spliced from 18 exons. NCBI's taxonomy places the organism in Eukaryota, Metazoa, Chordata, Mammalia, Carnivora, Otariidae. Gene Ontology annotation, biological process: cilium assembly. The record is from RefSeq and is a predicted model, not a curated record.